Molecule: messenger RNA, 1273 nt
Organism: Argentina anserina (silverweed cinquefoil)
Lineage: Eukaryota; Viridiplantae; Streptophyta; Magnoliopsida; Rosales; Rosaceae
Product: glycosyltransferase BC10
Exons: 1
Coding region: 115-1239 (374 amino acids)
Cellular component (GO): membrane
Molecular function (GO): glycosyltransferase activity
Source: RefSeq, a predicted model, not a curated record
AGCUAAAAAAGAACAGAACCCCAUCACCUUCUUCUUUGUUAUCCACCAAAUCCCACUCACUGAUAUCUAUCCCGGUCAGUGUCUCUUCUCUCUCUCUCUAGAGAACCAUAUACCAUGCUGAUCUCCCCAACACCACUCUCUCUCAUCUGCGCCAUUAUACUCUGUAUGCCCCUCGCCGUCGUCUUCACCGUCACCAGCCCCGCCACCAUUUCCGUCCACAUCUCCAAAUCCCCCACCAACAUCCACCACCGCAAACUCAACCUCACUCCCCUCUCCUCCCCUCCUCCCCCCGCUCCCUUACCUUUAGAUGACGUCUCUCUCCUCCGCAUCGCCGCUAGGGUGAACUCGAGGCCGCCGCGGUUCAAGAAGCCGAAGAUCGCCUUCAUGUUCCUCACCACCACGCCGCUGCCGUUCGCUCCUUUAUGGGAGGAGUUUUUCCGACAUGCCCCGAAAUCGCUGUACAGAAUCUACGUUCACGCCGACCCGAGAUUCCCAUACGAGCCUCCGUUCUCCGGCGUCUUCGCCGGCCGCGUUGUACAUUCCAAGCCGGCGCAGCGGUUCACCCCGACUCUCAUUUCCGCCACGCGCCGCCUACUCGCGCACGCGCUGCUUGACGAUCGGACGACCUCGAUGUUCGCGCUGCUGACCCCGUCGUGCGUCCCGCUGCACUCGUUCAACUUCACGUACCGGACGCUGGCGGGAUCGAAGCGGAGCUUCAUCGAGAUCCUCGAGAACGAGGUCGGGGCGUACGACAGGUGGGCUGCGCGUGGAGCGGACGCGAUGCUCCCGCAGGUGAGCCUGGAUGAGUUCCGGAUCGGGUCGCAGUUCUGGGUGCUGAAGCGGAAGCAUGCGCGGCUGGUGGUGGGCGACCAGCGGCUUUGGUCCAAGUUCAAGCUGCCCUGCGAGAGGUGGGACACUUGUUACCCGGAGGAGAAUUACUUCCCUACCCUCCUCCACAUGCGCGACCCUGGCGGGUGCGUGCCCGCCACGCUCACCCACGUGGACUGGACCGGCAGCUUCGACGGCCACCCGGUCACGUACAACGCCUCCGACGUCGGGCCCGACCUGAUAUGGUACCUCAGGGAGGCCCGGCCCAGGUACGGCGACGAGUUUAACGUCAACGCCACCGAGUGGUCCGGCAGCGAGCGCCACGACCCGUUCCUAUUCGCGAGGAAGUUCCCGCCGGAGGCGGUGGGGACAUUGAUGAGUAUGGCGAGUGACGUCAUUUUCAGAGAUUAGUUAAUGUGUGUUUUUUUUUUUGGGUGAAUCUGUA